AUGGCACGGGACGGGAUGGCACAGCAGCUGCUGCCGACGCAGUGCGAGAGGCUCCACAGUCCUCCGAGCCUACGACCGAACCAACCGCCGCGCAAUCCGCCGCCAUGGCCGGCGUACGAGCCGGCGACGAUCCACAAGCUGCCGCGUGACGUGAUCGCGAAGAUCUUUUCGCAUCUAUCCGUCGCAGACCGGUGCUCCGUGUCGCUCGUGUGUCGCCUGUGGUUUCGCUACGAGCGACUGCUACCGCAUUACAUGCAGAGCGAGGUCAGCGCAGCGGAGCUUCGCUUCGUGCUGCGCCGCUUCCCGCUGAUUCGCACGUUGCGCAUCCGCUUCUUCGGCCCCACCGUGCUUCCGGGGGCGCCGCGGGAGCAGCGCGCGGAGGACCGCCACCACAAGCGCCCAGGAGGGGGGAGAGUGGGGGUGGGGGAAAUAACAGGGGCUGGGGACGGUGGAACAGCCGCCGCGACGCCCGCGGCCUCCGCUCCGCCUGCCCCCGUCCCCGCGUUUCCAAUCAGCGACGCGGAUGUUCUAGACGGAUCCGCCAUUGUGCGGCUGCUCUCUCUCAACACGCCCCUGCAGAUACAACAGGUGGCAGGCACACAGGUAGAGUAUCUCUGUAUUUGCAACUGCGGGGAGUUUGAGAUUCACCAGGGGUUAAGAACCUACAUGUGCGAUACGAUCGCCACCUGGGGGCGCAGUAUUCGGCACAUUGAGAUGCACGACCCGAUGCCUUCCGCGGAUGAGUUCUGGAAAUGCGUGGAGGGGCAUCCGGCGCUUAGCAAAGUGACGGUGUUUAGGUGCACGCACUUAACGGACGGGUUUCUCCGCCACGUGGCCAAGUGCGCCGCGCUGAAGGAGAUCUCGAUCGCCAGCUGUCCGAACGUGAGUGGCGGCGGGUUUGCUGAGCUGGCGGAGAAGUGCCCUGGAUUGGAGGGGAUGGUUCUGGAAGAUCUGAGUCUGUCCGUUGUGGCCAAAAAAGCGCGCAGCGCGCCUGGCGGAGGGCGGGCGGGCGGGGGAGGGGCGGGGGGAGGGUUGGGGGAAGGGGCAGGGGGAGGGGUGGGGGAAGGGAGAGUGGGCUUGGAUGGGAGAGCAGCAGAAGGGGAAGCAGAAUGGGGAGGGGGCGGGGCAGGGGAGGAUGUGCGCAUGGGCGAAGGGGGGGAAGAGGCGGAGAGGGGGGCUGGCGGCAUGGAGGGUGGGGAGUGGCGAGAGGGAGACAGGGCGGAAGAGAGCUUAAGGCGGACAGGUGAGGAGGAUGCGGCGGUGAGGGUGGCUCGGGCAGAUGGGAUAGGCGCAAUGCGGGCAGGUGAGGGGGCGAGUGAGGUGGAUGGGUGGGGUGCGGUGGUGGGAGCGAGAGGAGAGGCAGAGGCGGGGACAGAGGUACAAUUAAGAGCAGACGGGACGGCAGCAGCAGGAAGGGGAGGCAGUCUCGCUGCAUCCUUCCCUAACCUCUCCUCCUUGAAACUGAUUAACUGUGCGCUCGAUGCUCAUUGGCUGGAAAUGUUUGGCGGGCAGCUUCCCGCCCUGCGCAGGCUGACGGUCAUGGCCUGCCCGGACCCACUCGACCGGUUCUUUCUGACCGCUGCCUGGACAGCUGCCCGGCUGGAGAGUGUUGAGAUUAUAGACUGUGAGGGCGUGAGCGACCGAGCCUCUCACUUCAUCUCCAUCCACUAUCCUCUCACUUGCCCCAUUCCCCCUCCGCCCCUCGCUCCCCCCAUGUCCGCCCACAGGGAGAUAUCAGAGGCAGGGCUCAUCCCGCCGCCUACCUGCUUUUUGGUGCGUUUCUUCAUCCUACCCUCUCACAUGCCCAUCCCUCCCUGUCUUCUGCCCGCAGGGAGAUCUCAGAGGCAGGGCUCAUCCCCCUGGUGCAGUCGUGCCAUCACCUGCAGCACAUGUGCUUCUCUGGCUUCCGCACCACCCACCCUAUCCUGUAACAUGUGCAUCCCUGCCUUCCUCCUCCCGUCUUGCAGGGAGAUAUCAGAGGCGGGGCUCAUCCCCUUGGUGAGGUCGUGCCAUCGCCUGCAGCACAUGUGCUUCUCUGGCUUCCGUGCCAGCCAUCUCUCCGACCUCCUCCUUCACACCAUCGCCUCGCACUGCCCGCUGCUCACCACUCUCUCCCUCCGCGCCUGUAACGGGGUUACCACACAUGGCGUCCUGCGCGUGCUGCAGGGCUGCGGGCGAAUCGCGAGGUGCCAGCUGGCGCGGUGUCAGGAGGUGGAUGAGGAGUGGGUGGUGAGGGUUGCGAGGGAGGUUGGAGAGGCUCGGGGUAGAGGAACAGGAGGGAGUAGAGGUGAUGGGGAAAUGCCUGUGAUUGAGGUAUCCUGA
Messenger RNA from Closterium sp. Yama58-4, 2322 nucleotides. The record is from the annotation of a GenBank genome assembly. Lineage: Eukaryota; Viridiplantae; Streptophyta; Zygnematophyceae; Desmidiales; Closteriaceae.